This is a messenger RNA of Penicillium cataractarum, 858 nucleotides long. RefSeq names its product putative L-cystine transporter. The transcript has 4 exons. The coding region runs from base 1 to 858 and encodes 285 amino acids. Gene Ontology annotation, biological process: L-cystine transport. The record is from RefSeq and is a predicted model, not a curated record. NCBI's taxonomy places the organism in Eukaryota, Fungi, Ascomycota, Eurotiomycetes, Eurotiales, Aspergillaceae. Gene Ontology annotation, cellular component: fungal-type vacuole; vacuolar membrane. Gene Ontology annotation, molecular function: L-cystine transmembrane transporter activity.
AUGGAUCGCACACAGUUGGAGAUUUUUGUUCGGGCGCUGUCCCGCCUCUUGGGAUGGACAUAUAUGGCCAGUUGGUCUUUGUCCUUCUUCCCUCUGCCCAUUUCGAUGUGGCGCCGGAAGUCCACGUCGGGGGUCUCCAUCGACUUUAACUUUAUCAACCUACUUGGGUUCACUUGCUAUGCUAUUUACACUGCGACUUUUCUUUACUCCCCGAUGAUCCGGGAUCAAUAUGCGGCAAGGCACCCUGCUGCUGCCGAGCCCACCGUUCGUUUGAAUGAUUUAGCAUUUGCGGCGCUCGGGGUGAUCAUGUGCCUUAUUGCAUAUUCGAUGUUUUGGCCUAAAAUUUGGGGCCUGCAUACUCCUCGCCGCCAACAUGUGAGCUGGACUAUGAGGGGCCUAUUCAGUGGUUGCGUAUUAGCGCCAUUGGUGGUGACCUGCGUGGUCUUAGCUCGAAGCCCCGAAGGAGGAAACGACCCAUUUGGUUGGGCUUGGAUCGAUGUGAUUUACACUUUCUCAUACGACAAACUUGUCAUUACGACGUUCAAGUAUGUCCCACAGGCUUGGAUGAACUAUCGGCGGCAAUCGACGGUGGGAUGGAACAUUUGGACCAUUAUUCUGGACCUCAUUGGCGGUAUUUUAUCUCUGCUCCAACUGGUCCUCGAUUCUAGUCUUCAAAGUGACUGGAGUGGCAUCACGGGAAACCCCGCGAAGCUACUACUUAGCAACAUCACCAUCUUCUUCGACCUUAUUUUUAUCGUUCAACACUACAUUCUGUACCGGGACGCCCCGGAUCCCAAGGCACAGUCGGGACCCGAUUCGACCACACCUUUACUCGACGAAUCUAAUCCCUUGGCUUAG